AAAAUCCAACCGGUUCCCCAUUUCCCGACCGCCGCAACAUUCCCCAUUUCUAGGGUUCUCCUCCGCCGUCCAGCAGCUGGCCGCCGGCGCGCUCCCAGGUCGCCGCCAGCGCGCCGCCGCAAGACCGGCGUCGGCCGCCUCCACCCCUUCAUCCACCUCCGUCGCGCCGGCUUCCUCUCCUCCGCUCCCCGGCCGCGCCCAUCUACCUCGACCACAGUGACCGGCCGGCCGCCGCAGGAGCUCGACCAAGACGACGGGCCGCCGCAGGAGCUCUACCCCGGCACCGCCUGCGCCGUCUCUCCUCUUUCGCUCAGCCUCCCUGUGCCCGCCGGCUCGACCACGGCGAACCACUCCGUACCAAUUCGACUGUGAGCUGCCCUGCCCAAUGCGUUGAUUGAUUUCUACUGAAGCGGAUGGCCAAUACCCGGUCAGUAGGGGCGAACAAUGAGGGAGCAGGGGACACCAAAGCCGGCGCCGCCACCAAUGCGGAAGACCCCAAGUCUGCAACGACCCCCAACUCGUCUGCCAGUGGAAGGGAGUCCAGAAGCUUGUCCACGCGUGAAACAAGCUAUGAGCAGAGGCCAAACCUCAGGAGGUUGAGCCGAGAAACAACAGGAAAGGAUCCCAUUGUGAUGACCACCACCAGUUCUGCCGCUACACCGGUUCCGCAGACAUCUAUGAGGGGCAGGAGCAACCCCAGCACACCUGAUUCCCCGAAAUCAUCGGCAAAGAAGCUAAAGGGGUCGACCAGGAAGGCCAGUACCCCAAAAAUGUCCGGCGGAGUAAAGAAAAGUACCAUUUCAGCUUCUGCUGCUUCAAAUGAUUCAACUGGAGUUCCUCCCAGUCCAGUGGCUGCUCUUGGCAAAACCGUAAAAGGAAAAAUUGACGAACGUAACUCAACCAAGAAUACGCAUGAUGCUUCCGAGAGUUGUACCAGGCCAUUGAAGCAGCAGAAAAGGCCAACCGUGGAAGACAAUCGCUCUGUUUUGAGGUAUGAAGAAAGUGGCGCACAUGAAGAAGAUAACCAGGCACAUUUAAGUCAGGUCGUCAAUGAAUUUUCUGAAGGCUAUACUUCUGGUCGGUGUGAAGCUCCCGAGGUGAUACUGGAGACAGUUCUGUCGAAAACUGAUGUUGAAAAAUCUGCUCCCAUUUCAGAGGCACAUAUGACUGCUGAUCAGCGCUCACAAAAUAUUGUGGCUGAAAGCAGUCCUGCAAUGGAUGCUAGAGAGCCAACUGAUAACUGUUCAGAACUCACACUUCAUGUUGAAAUGGCCCGGAAAGCGGACUCAUCAAAAUUUGUGGAGUAUUGGGUUCCUGCUCGCCUUUCACGAGUGCAACUAGAAAUGUACUGUUAUACCCUACUUUCAAAUUCACCAGCGCUUCAAUCACAUCCAAAAGCUGACAGUGUUGGUGCUCUUCGCAACAUUCUUGUAUCCCUCCGGAAGUGCUGCGACCACCCUUAUCUAGUAGAUGAAAUGCUGCAAGCCUCACUUCCCAAGGGCCACCCAGUAAGUGAUAUCGUAGAUAUUGGAGUGUGUGCAAGUGGCAAGCUACUGCUUCUUGACAAAAUGCUCCGAGAAAUCAAGGAAAAAAGGAAGAGAGUUCUUAUCCUCUCCCAGUUUUAUGACGGGGCUGGCUAUCAAAUGGGUGACAUUUUGGAUGAUUUUGUCCGUCAAAACUUUGGUUUUGAGUCAUUUGAACGGGUGAAGCAUGGUUUCAGUUUACCAAAGAAAGAGGCUGCAAUGAGUAUGUUCAAUGACACGACUAAGGGCCGGUUUAUUUUUUUGAUUGAUAGUCGUGCAUGUGUCCCAAGCAUUAAACUAUCAUCAGUUGAUGUCAUCAUCAUAUAUUGUAGUGAUUGGAAUCCCACAAAUGACUUGAGAGUCCUCCGGAAGAUCAGCAUAGAGUCACAAUCUGAAUGUGUGCCCAUUUUUCGUUUGUAUUCAUCUUGUACAGUGGAGGAAAAGACUCUUAUACUUGCAAAGCAUGAUCGUACAUUUGAUGGCAGUGUCCAGAAUAUAACGCCUAUCCUGAGCCAUUCUCUGCUUAGUUGGGGUGCAUCAUUUCUCUUCAGUAGACUGGAAGGGCUAGAAAACGAUGCAUAUUUAAGCAAGGAUUCUGAUGCUGAAAAACUGUUCAUGGAUAAAGUACUUUUGGAGUACCUAUCAAAGUUAUCCACUGAAGAUGAUCCCAGCACCAAGAUGAGCAAUGCAGCCAUAUCACAAGCUCAUCUGAGUGGACCUUUUUAUUCUAGAGAUACUGUUUUAGUAGGUGAGACGGAGGGGAUCUCUGCACCUGAUAGUGAUCUCCCAAAGUUCUGGGUAAAUUUGCUAGGUCGGAAGUCUCCUCGUUGGCAGUAUAUAACUGGGCCGGCACAAAGAAGCUGUAGAAAGAGACAAAGCAUGGAAGAAGGGAACAUUCCUGCUGAUGAUGCUGAAGCCAGUACCAAACAUAGAAAAAUUGCUGGAAUCUUGGAUUCAUCUGCAAAUGUUUUAGCUGGCAAAGACAAUGACUCAAUAUUGCCUGAAAUUAAUACGGCAUCUAGUUCUCAUCAAAUAUCAGUUGACGACACAUGGCAGGAACAAGGGGUGGAAAAUCUUCAGGACACACAAAAUAGUCUGCACAUCCAAUUGAAGCGAGAGUUCUCAAAGCUAUAUGAAUUGUUUGAACUACCGGGGAGUGUUAAAUGUGUAUGUGAGGAACUUCUUGAGUAUGCUUUGAAGAAUUACCAAGUCAGUCAGGAGCCAAAGCAUCCAUUCAACAUUGCACUGUGCUGGCAUGCUGCGUCUCUCUCAAGGCACAAGGUUAAUCAUAAAGAAUCACUGGCCCUUGCUGAAAAACACUUGAACUAUGAGUGCAGUGUAACUUUCACUGAGUUGGUUUAUAAGAAGCUAAGGAACCUAAAGAAGAAGUUUGCACGUAGAGGAGGCGGAACAGGCAAGAACAAUCAAUCAAUUUCAGUAAAGGACAUAUCACCAUACCGGCAGGAGACCUCAACUAAAUAUGGAAAUGACAAGCCAAUCCCUAAGCAGACAGCAUCUGUUGGUGGGAACGAAUCACAUCAAGAGGAUUCACAUGAUUUAGUGAUUGAGGCUAUCGUAUCAGGAGAGAAGGAACUGCUAUCUGUUCCAGAGAUUCAUGAAAAACAAGAUUUAUCAAAGGACGCACUUCUUAGUAGAAUCACAGAGACAAGAAUUAAUUUAGUUGACAUGGUUUUUUCCUUGAGAGAAAAGAAUAUCCAUGAUAAACAAGCAAACGAGGUGGCAAUGUUUGACAUGCACAGGCACAAGGGAGUGGUGAAACUGAGAGAAGCAUGCAGAAUAGUUGUGGAACAUCUUCGUAGGUCUCAAGCUGAUCCAGAGAACAGAGGUGGUCAAACAAAGCUACUAGUUGAAUGCCUCACUAUGCUAACAAACCUAAUAGUUGAAUGGUUCACUAUGCUACUAUAUGCGUUUCUGAAGCACAUGAGGUACCAGCGUGAGAAGCUUGACUUACAGCAAUCAAAGGUGUGGACUAAGGAGUUGCAGUUGAAGGAAAAGUUCCUUCACGAAGCAAAUUAUGGCCAUUUAGAUCAUACUUUUGAUCAGCAUAUCUAUUUACCAGAUUCAGACUUUGCUAUUGAGGAAUUCAGCCACUUUAACACCUGUGUUGAUACAGCUACUUUGGCAAACUGUCCGCAGUCUUUGCAUGAAACCUCAGCGAUGGAAGUUACAUUGGUUUGUAGUGUGAUUCCAUCUGAUGUUAUCAAUGCAGAAGCAGCGAGAAAUGGUUCUGUUGAAGGAAGGCUAGCAUCAGAAGAAGGUAUUGGUUUGAGAGAGAACAUGAUCAGCAAUAGUUCUGAUAUCAUCAACUCGCGAGGAGGGGCAUCUCUGGCUGUUCAACACCAAUUAAUUUCUAGUCCUGCAAUUGAUAAUUCUAUUAAUCAGGAGUCUUCAAGUGGUGACCAUAGAAGAACUGAGCAUGUUGAGCGACAGAGUGGUGUGGGUUCGCAACCAUUACCGGGAGAGACUGACCUUGCAGAAAUGGAAGUUAACAUCGACAAUGGAGGCGGUACUCAUGCAGAUCCACCUUACUUGGAACCACAGACCGUGGCUCUGGUGCCCAGCCAGGCUUCCUUGCAAAUGUCUAAGGAAGUUGAAGCUGAGGCCAAUCUUGUAAUGCAGUCAGCCCAACCAAUUGUAGCACCAGUACAACUUCUGCAAAGAGAGGCAGAACAAGUAGACCGUUCUGGUAUAACACCAGCUCAGACUUUGCAACCUGAAACGCAACCAUCAGCAUCCAGGGAAGUUUAUACCCAGACAGAUCUGAUAAUUCAGUCUGCACAACCAAGUACGCCAACUGAGCUUUCACAAAGAGAUGUAGAACAAGCAAGCCUUUCUCGUGUACCAUCAUCUCAGUGUUUGCCAUCUGCAAUGCAUCCAUCGGUUCCACCGUCCAGUAUUCUGCUUGAAAGAACUCACCCUGAUCAGUGUCAACCAUCAAGUCAUCAACCCGACGCUGCACCGGGUUCUUCAGCACAACUCUUUCCGUUGGCACCAAGCAUGUUUAAUCAUCCACCAGUUGGUGAUGAUCCACUGAAAAAUGAGUUGCACAGAUUCCGGUUAUGCAUUGACUCGCUUAAUAAAACCAACGAGCUAAAGCAAUCACAACUUAGGACCGAGUAUAGCCAAGAAAGGGAGAAGCUCAAACAAAAGUAUGAUUUUUUACUUCAAGAACAAGAUUCCUCUCAUCUUCAGCAAAUGAAGACACUAAAUAAUUUAUGUGAGAAAGUUCUCCUCAACCAGUCACUAGCUGACAAUCUUCAGAAGGAAUUCAUAUCUUCUGGAGAACAAGUUAGAGCCCACAGCCCUCCAAAUCACCAGACACCCCAGACUUCUCAGCAAGUUCCCACGAGGCCUUCAGCGGUGGCGUCGACUGCAUCACCAACUGCGUCGUCGUCAGCUGGUCGACCACCAGUGCUGAUACAUCAUGUCCACCCGUUACAGGUUGAUCAACCAUCACCAUCAUCAUCGCCAUCUUCACAAGUGGUCAGACCACAUCCGUCCAUACUAAACAACAUUGCCAGAUCAACAUCAACUAGUUUUAGUCUCGCGCCAGUUCUGCCAUCGGGAAGCUUUGGAGUACAGAGUGAACUAGCACGUGCACCUGCUCCUCAUCUUCAGCGCAUUUUGCCUCCACAGGUGCAUUCGAUGGCAUCUGCAAAUCAGCAGCAGCUUCCAACUAGGCUGGAGAGCAUGUCUGCAAGGACAUGGUCUACCCCUGUGACUCCAAUAAAUAUAAGACAAUCAUGCCCACAGGCCGCUCCCCCAGGGAACCCAUCACUGUCAAGCUUGCACCUAAGUUCACACCCCACUAUACCCGCACCCUUUGGGCCAUCAAGUUCACAUCAAAUUCGGCAGGUUCCACCACUGGCAUCAAGUUCGCAGCUAGCACACCUGCUGUCGCCAGUACCUUCGAUUCCAAAUCCAGUUCUUCCACUAACAUCACCGCGAGGUUUGACUAUGACGUCUAGCGUUUGCUCAGCUGCGUCGAAUGUGUUGCCAAGUAGUGGCGUUGGGCCUUCCGCACCAGGCUCGCCGCAGUCAGAUUCUGAUUCAGCAUCACUGGAUGAAUGGCUAACAGAAGGUCUUGGGCUGCCCAGUGAUCCCCAUGGCGUGGCGGCUCCUGAUGUGAUAUGCAUAUCUUCUGAUGAAGAGACAGAUGACCAAACCAAGCAAAAAACGGCGCUCAUUGCUGAAGAGCUCCAACAGAAGGUUGCUUGCAAGGUUUUGGUCAAAGGUGGUGCUUGCAAACAAGAACAAUUGAUGCCCAGAUCGAUUUUAUAAUCGCUGAUUUGUGAUGCAACCCCUUGUUUCUGCUACAAAACCUCGAGUAACGGCAUGUAACUGGGAUUAACCGGAUGUAAUGCUUGUUUCACAAAUUUGUGAUGCGACUUCUAAUUCUACGUAUAUGACAUGGAUGGAUUGACAAGAA
Triticum aestivum (bread wheat) is the source of this 5973-nucleotide messenger RNA. RefSeq lists its product as uncharacterized. Gene Ontology annotation, biological process: heterochromatin formation. The record is from RefSeq and is a predicted model, not a curated record. Bases 414 to 5825 code for a protein of 1803 amino acids. NCBI's taxonomy places the organism in Eukaryota, Viridiplantae, Streptophyta, Magnoliopsida, Poales, Poaceae. The transcript has 12 exons.